AUGUGCCUUUACGCGCGCCCGUUUGAGCAUUUGGGCUUGGACAGCAACAACGGCACUGCUGCCACCGCCGCUGCCACCGCCACCACCGACAACGAUGAGGGACAGCCACGCAGCGCCCCAGUGACCUCACGAAGCCCCGGUGGCCCGGCCGCAACAGAGCCCCCUGCAACUGUCUAA
Molecule: messenger RNA, 177 nt
Organism: Salpingoeca rosetta
Lineage: Eukaryota; Choanoflagellata; Craspedida; Salpingoecidae
Exons: 2
Coding region: 1-177 (58 amino acids)
Source: RefSeq, a predicted model, not a curated record